UUGAUUAUUCCUACUAUGCAAAACAAGCUUGAACUUUAUUUGGGCCCACUCACCAUGCCCAAUUUCUUUUCUAUCUCGCCGUCAAUUUAAAUACUUCCCGUGACCGUUAGAAUUUCGUCCUUCCAUUUGGCGCCAUGAAAUGAAUCACUCGCUAUUGAAAACUGUGAAUAAAUGCCAAACUCUCAGAUCCUUGAAAUCCAUCCAUGCCCAUCUUUUAGUCACCAGCUCCGUCGUCUCGUCCAACCUUAUCCUCAACAAGCUCCUCAGGCUGUACUCGCGCUUCGGAGCUAUCAGUUAUGCCCGCAAGCUUUUUGAUGAAAUUACUGAACCAAAUUCCUUUCUUUGGACAGCCUUAAUUCAUGGGCAUGUUGAGAAUCGUCGAUAUGAAGAAGCAUUUUCUCUAUUUACCCAAAUGCAUGGUGAGUCCAUUGAGCUUUUGAAUUUUACUAUUGCGUCUGUGCUCAAGGCUUUAGCUCGGGAGGGUAGAGUUAAAGAUGGGGAAACAAUUUAUGGGUUGGUCUUAAAAUUUGGAUUUGGUUCUGACUUUACUGUUCAAAAUGCGGUACUUGACUUGUUCAUGAGAUGCGGUAAAGUUGAUGUUGCUAGGCGGAUAUUUGAUCAGAUGGAUGAAAAAGAUGUGGUUUCUUGGAACUCGAUGAUCUCCGGCUACGGAAGUAAUGGCAGAGUUGAUGUUGCAAGGCAGCUGUUUGAUUGGAUGCCUGAGAGGAAUACAGUUUCAUGGACAAGCAUGAUUUGUGGAUAUGUUAAGUCUGGGGACAUGGCGGAGGCAAGGGUUCUUUUCGAGAAACUGCCAACUAAAGACUUGGUGUCAUGGAAUGUGAUGAUUUCUGGGUACACCAAUGCUAGUGAUGUUGACAAAGCUCUCUGUUUAUUCGAAGUGAUGCCAAUUCGUGAUAUUGGGACUUGGAAUCUGAUGAUUUCAGGGCUCUGCAAAGCAGGAGAUAUUAAACGAGCAGAAGAUUUCUUCAACAUGAUGCCAAAUAAGAAUGUUGCUUCAUGGACCAUAAUGAUGGAUGGUUAUAUAAAAUCUGGCAACGUUAAUAGUGCGAGGAGCUUAUUUGAUCAGAUGCCGGAGAAGAAUUUGGUUUCUUGGUCUACCAUAAUUGGGGGUUAUGCAAGAAAUGGGGAGCCCCACAGUGCUUUAGAGAUGUAUAAACACUUCAAGGAGCUAGGAGUUAGACCAGAUGAGACUUUUAUAUUGGGAAUCAUAUCGGCUUGCUCACAGUUAGGAAUUCUAGGUACAGCUGAAUCGAUAGUUGGUGAUUAUGUUGGACAAUCAACUCUGUCUAAUCUACAAGUAGUGACAAGUUUGAUAGACAUGUAUGCAAAAUGUGGAAGCAUUGAAAGAGCUACACAACUGUUUAAAAUGACCCGUAAAAAAGAUUUGCUUUGUUAUAGCACCAUGAUUUCAGCCUUCGCUAAUCAUGGAUUGGGUCAGGAUGCCAUUUCUUUGUUUGAGGAGAUGAAAAAGGAAGGCAUAAAACCUGAUGGUGUAAGUUUUCUUUGCAUUCUGAGUGCUUGUAAUCAUGCUGGUCUAGUCACGGAGGGCAGGAGGUACUUUAAACAAAUGACAGUUGAAUAUAGAAUUCAUCCUUCUGAGAAGCACUAUGCAUGUAUUGUUGACCUUCUUGGUCGUGGCGGGUGCUUAAAAGAAGCUUACAACCUUAUAUGUAAGAUGCCAUUUGCAGCUCCUUCAGCUGUAUGGGGUGCUUUACUUGCAGCCUGUAGGGUCCAUCGCAAUGUCCAACUGGCUGAAGUUUCCGCAUCUGAAUUAUUCAAGAUUGAGCCGGACAAUUCUGGCAACUAUAUCUUGUUAUCCAAUAUCUAUGCUGCUGCGGGAAAAUGGGAUGGUGUUGCGAAAGUGAGAGCGCUGAUUAGAGAGCACAGGGUUAGGAAAAAUAGAGGCUCUAGUUGGAUUGAGUUGGGAAGUGAAGUCCAUGAGUUUGUUAAGGGAGAUAUGUCCCAUUUUGAUUCAGAAUGGAUAUACCUUAUAUUGGAUUUGCUUAAGGAAGAUAUGAAGUUCCUGGGAUAUUUAAUGGACUUUGAAGAGAAAGAAGAAUUGUCAACCUCUACAUGGCAUUCUGAUAUGUUCUCUUACAAUAUAUUUGGAAGAUGGAUGAUGGAAAUGAUAUGAUAUGAUAUACUGAAGAAAUUGUGUGGAUUUUCUGGCAUGAUAUUUUCGAAGUCUUCUGAUUUAAAGGUCCCCUAUAUGGCUUUUUGUUGGAUGCUGUCCACCAGUGUCUCCGUUUCCCUUCCUUUCUGUAAGGGGACACUUAACUACGAUAAUAAUGCAAGGUUGUAUCUUCCUCUGAUGAGAAUAUUUUUUUUGAAUUAAAUGGUUUCUAAGAGUGUUUGAUCUUCAUUUUCAAGAGCCACAGAAUAGUACUAAUCUCAGUUUUGAACUGUCAAAAAUCACCAAGGACACCUUAUAAGGUCACAAUUAAUUUAAUUCCUGGGCAAGAACCAAUUUUGAUUCCCAAGUUUUUAAAUCAAGUCGAAGGGUUUUGUGACUUAUCAAAUUGGUAUAAUAUGCCGAUAACCAAUUUUGUGAUAGUAAGAAGAGUUUCCCAUCAGACUCAACCAAGUGAAGUCCAUAUAGCCCAAUCCUGAAGUGCAACUCAAUGACUAUGAGAGAAUCUAGGGAUGAGGACUCUUUCGCUUUGCCUUGCGGGCCAAACAAGCUGUAUUAAUUGCUAAAGGUUGCAUUUUUCGGUUUUCAUCUUGCUGGAGUAGCUCAAGAUAUCAGUAAUACGAAGUUAUGACAGAGGAAAGCUAAGCUGUCGGUAGCAAUAGCAGCACCUUUGAGGCAAUUUGCCCCUGCGUUUGGGGGACAAGAAUGGGACAAGCUCAGCCACCCCUAUGCAAGACUGUGGACUCAGAAGGACGGUCAAGAUGCGUUUUGGGGGAUUGUGGGGAAGCAAUCGGGACCCUUGGUUUUAAGGGAGGGUUGGGGAGCAUCUCCAUGUGAAAAGGGACCACAUGGAUGUUUGGUAUGAGCAUUAGCAUCACCAUGUGAGACUAAACUGUGGCACUCCCUCUUUUACUUUUUUCUUUUUAAUAAAUAAAUCAGGGAAGUUAAAAAUCCUGACUCAACCACUCUUACCAUAACUCAUAACCAGUUCCUAAGUUUAUGUAAACUUUAUUUUCUUUAAA
Prunus avium (sweet cherry) is the source of this 3174-nucleotide messenger RNA. Its product is annotated as putative pentatricopeptide repeat-containing protein At3g15930. Gene Ontology annotation, molecular function: protein binding; RNA binding. The record is from RefSeq and is a predicted model, not a curated record. Gene Ontology annotation, biological process: RNA modification. Lineage: Eukaryota; Viridiplantae; Streptophyta; Magnoliopsida; Rosales; Rosaceae.